UUGACUUCAAAUGCGAAUUAUUUCAAAUCUAUCACCAUAACAAUGUCAGAAAAUGAGAAAAUACACGGAACGUUUGAAAAAGGCAUUGGUUUGUUAAAAGUGUGUCGAAACAGAAGACCCGAAAGAGUGACAUUUUGCCUAAAGCUAGAAACACAUCAAAUACUUCUGUUCAAAAAGGUUGACGGUUGCAGUAUUCUUGAAAAUGCCAUUGACUUACGGGAAGUAAAGGAAGUUCGGAUUGGGAAGAACUCGAAAGCCUUUGAAGUAUGGCCUGAAGAAACUCGAAAAUUUCGAAAUGAGGAAUGCUUUGUUAUACUCUACGGCAAUUCUUUUAUUUUGAAUUCUUUGUCAGGCAUCGCAAAAGAGGAAGAAUGCGAAAUGUUGGUUAAAGAUAUUCGCCAGCUUGCAGCAGAGAGUGCCAAUGCACCCCAUUCCAUUUUAGUUGGAAGAUGGCUCCGUAAAGAAUUUUAUAGGAUGGAGAAAUCAAGAGGAGUAAUAACUAUUAAAGAUUUGGAAAUGUUUUUAACGAAGAUAAAUGUGAAGAUGACCACUAAUAGGCUUCAAGAACUUUUACAGGAUGUUGAUGGUGAAAUUGGAUAUGAAGACUUUGCUUCAUUUUAUCAUAAGUUAAUUCGUGAUGAGCAGGAUAAUAUCAUCACAAGAAUGACAGAAAUUGAUUCCGAAAUCUUUGCUUCUUUUUAUCAUGAUUCAAUUCAUGCUGACCAGGUAUUUGAUGGAGAACAUACAAAAGAUAAACCUAGAAUCACUUUGAAAUGGUUCCGAAAUUUUUUGAUAAAGCAGCAAAAAGAUCAUGAUGCUACAGAUGAACAAAAAGUUAGCCAGCUCAUGAGGGAAUAUUUUCAAGAUCCAGCCAGAAAUAUCCAAGAACCAUUUUUUACUGUCUCCGAGUUUAUAGAUUUCCUCUUUUCAAAGCAAAACGACGUAUGGGACGAGCAACACAAUGAAGUCAAUCAAGAUAUGACUCAGCCCUUAGUCAAUUACUGGAUUGCAUCAUCUCACAAGACUUAUCUUAAUAGUGGUCAGUUAAACUCAGAAGUGUCAGUUGAAGCCUAUGCCAGAUGCCUUAGAAUGGGAUGUCGGUGUAUUGAAUUGGAAUGCUGGGAUGGACCUGACUACAUGCCUUUUGUCUCUCUUUUAAACAGAAACGGAACUAAAUUUAUGGAUGCUAUCAGAACAAUCAAAGAGCAUGCAUUUGUUACAUCUGAGUAUCCAGUAAUUUUGUCGAUUGUCAACCAUUGUAAUUUAGUUCAACAAAGAAUUAUGGCGGCGGCACUUCAUGAAGUUUUUGGAGAUAUGCUCCUAAUAGAGCCCGUUAAAAGAGAUAGUGCACAGAUGCCAUCACCUGAUCAGUUAAAAAAGAAAAUUAUCAUUAUGCAUAAAAAGAUUCCUGCAGAAGAAGAUGAAACAAUAAUUCUGGAAAAGAAUGAAGGUGCUUAUUCUGAUACCAGUGAUGCUGUGAAAAAUGGUACUCUUCACCUUGGUCAUCCAACAUGUAAAGAAUGGAAAUCUUACUUGUUUGUACUAAAGCAAGACAAGCUGUACUUUAAUGAAGAACUAGAGGACACCGAAGAUGAAGGUCAGAAAGACAAUAACAUGCAUUCAGAAAAGAACAUUCUUGGCGAUCAUGUUGGAAAAAAAUGGUUUCAUGAGAUGAUGUCCCGUGAUGAAGCUCAGGAACUGCUUUAUCAGCAUUCAAAUUUAGGGGAUGGUAUUUUUCUUGUUCGUCAGAGUGGGGUUUUUCCUGAUAUCGUUUCUUUGUCAUUUUUGUCACAAGGUACAGUUCAUCAUUGCUGUAUCAGAAAAAAACAAGAAAGUGGACAAGCGAAGUACUUCUUGAUUGACAACUCUUAUUUUGAUACAAUUUGCAAUCUGAUCACAUAUUAUCAGUCUAAUCCAUUGAAAACUCAUGAAUCGUGCAUACGUUUGACAGAACCUGUUUCUCAGAUAAAAAAGCAUGAAGAAAUGGAAUGGUUUCAUUCGAAUAUGACACGAGCACAAGCAGAAGAAGUAUUAAGGCGGGAAAGCAGCAGAACAUAUUUAGUUCGCCCAAGUGAAAGAGAAGAAAACGAUUUCGUGCUUUCUUUCAGAGCUUUCAACACAAUAAAACAUGCCAGAAUAAGGCAAGAAGGCGGUCUUUACACGAUUGGGACUAAACAUUUUGAUAGUUUAGUGGAACUUGUUAAUUAUUAUGAAGAGCAUGGGCUUUACGUGGAAGUAAAAUUAAAGCCUUCUGGUAGUGAACAAGUGAUUCAUGUACCUUCUAAUAUCACUGUAAAAGCUUUGUACGAUUAUAGUGCUCAGAGAAUCGAUGAGCUGUCUUUCUGCAAAUAUGCUCUCAUUACAAAUGUGUCCAAAGAAGAUGGCGGCUGGUGGAAAGGAGAUUACGGUGGAAAGCUGCAGCAUUGGUUUCCUGCGAAUUAUGUGGAAGAAAUCGAACUUGAAGAAAGCAGUGAUGAAAGUUUUAUAGAAAUUAUGCCAAGAGAUCUGCAAAAAGGCUCCAUUGAUUUAAUUGAUUGUAGUGUAGACGUGUCUUCGAAGACAUUUGGAGACAAGAAGCAUGUGUUUAGAAUACUUUCAGAAGGUCUAGUUUACUACCUCGAAGCUGCAUCUGAAGAAGAUAUGCUGGAUUGGAUCCACAAGAUACGAGAGACAGCGCAGUCUUUUUAUGACUCUUUAAAACACAGAAAACAGCUGAAAAAGCCAAAAGUAGCCAAAGAAUUGUCUAGCUUGCUGAUAUAUUUUAAAUCAAAGCAGUUUAAUAUACAAGAAAUUGGAAAUUUCACUGAAAUGGCCUCCUGUCCCGAAACAAAAAUGGAGAAGUGGGUUGAACCUGAGAGAUGCGAAUUCCUUGUGAAAUAUCCUUUUUAUAUGUUUGAUUUUAGGCGAUUAUGUUCUAUAGGAAGAUUUUAUAAUAGGAUGAAUUUCAGCCGAGUCUAUCCUAAAGCAAGCCGCAUUGAUUCUUCUAAUUAUGAUCCAAUAAAAAUGUGGAACGCUGGAAUCCAAAUGGUUGCAUUGAAUUAUCAAACUGCAGAUAGAGCAAUGCAGCUAAAUCAUGCAAGGUUUUUGCAGAACGGAAGAUGUGGUUAUGUUUUGAGACCCAAAUGCAUGUUUGAUGAUAAGUUUGAUCCUCAUGAUCCGGUAACACUGCAAAAUGUUGAACCUUUUGUCAUCACUAUUCAGAUCAUCACUGCUCGACAUUUGAUGGAAACAAGUAAAGAACUUGGUAUUUUAUUCAUAGAAGUUGAAAUAGUUGGAGCUGAAUAUGAUUGCCGUCUCUUUAAUACCAGUACAAAAGAAUAUAGAGGUUUGAAUCUUGUUUGGAGAGAGUCUUUUAGAUGCAAUGUUUAUAAUCCUGAUUUAGCGAUUAUCAGGUUUGUAGCUCAGUCUGAAGACGAAUUUGGGAAUUCAAAAAUUCUUGGGCAGGCUGCUUAUCCCAUCACUUGUUUGAAACCAGGUUUUAGAUCCAUUUCCUUAAAGAAUGAAUUCAAUGAAGAAUUAGAGUUGUCACGUUUGCUUGUACAUAUUGACAUCCAAAAAAUUUCAAAGGAAGAAAUAAGCAAUAAUUCUAAUUCAUCUUCAGAAUCCUUAACGAAUGACAAACAAAAAAUUGGAGAUAAAGCAGUUGUUGUCAGUCCUAAUGGAUCUUCACAAUCCUUAACGAAUGACAAACAAAAAAUUGGAGAUGAAGCAGUUGUCGUGUGUCUUAAUGAAUCGUCAGAAUCCUUAACGAAUAACAAACAAAAAAUUGGAGAUAAGGCAGUUGUCGUCAGUCCUAGUGGAUCUUCAGAAUCCUUAAAGAAUGACAAACAAAAAAUUGGAGAUGAAGCAGUGGUCAUCAUUUCUAAUCCGUCUUCAGAAUCUUAGGUAAUGACAGACAAAGAAUUAUAGAAGAAACAGAUAUCAAUCCUAAUCUAUCUGCAAAAUUUUUAACAAAUUGUAAAACAAAUAAUUGGAUAUGGAAAAGUUGCUAUCAGUCCUAAUCUUAAUCCAUCUUCAGAAUUCAUCAAGAAUGACAAAAAAAAAAAAUCAUUGAAAAUGAAAAGAAUGACAUCAUUCCUAAUGCAUCUUUUGAAUUCUUAUUAAAUGAAAAGAUUUGGCGACGAACAAUUAUCAUCAAUCCUGAUCCUAAUCCAUCCUCAAAAUCCUAGACAAAUGGCAAAGAGAGAUUUGAAAACGAAAUAUAUAUCUUCUGUCCUAAUCCUAAUCCAUCUUCAAAAUCCUUAAUGAAUGAAAAACAGAUAAUUUCAGAUGAAAUAGACGCAUACUCUAUUCAUUCAGAGUAAUCAAGAGCUACUUUCAAAGAACUAUAGAAGUUGAAAAGAGUAUUGCAAGAUGGUAAAAGUGGUCAUUUUUUUUUUCAAAAUAUAAAAGUUCCUUCUGAAACAGCGUGUCAUUAAACACAACUGUGCA
Messenger RNA from Argiope bruennichi, 4431 nucleotides. Its product is annotated as 1-phosphatidylinositol 4,5-bisphosphate phosphodiesterase gamma-1-like. The coding region runs from base 43 to 3885 and encodes 1280 amino acids. Gene Ontology annotation, biological process: positive regulation of epithelial cell migration; phosphatidylinositol-mediated signaling; lipid metabolic process. The transcript is spliced from 31 exons. Gene Ontology annotation, molecular function: protein binding; phosphatidylinositol-4,5-bisphosphate phospholipase C activity. Lineage: Eukaryota; Metazoa; Arthropoda; Arachnida; Araneae; Araneidae. The record is from RefSeq and is a predicted model, not a curated record.